GCUGGUCCUGGUCCUGCUGCCGCUGCCGCCGCCGCCGCCGCCGCUGCCCGUCCUGCUGGGCCACUGAGCGCGGGCUGCAGGUCGAGACCAGGAGGCGGGGCAGGGCGGGGCGGCCGCGGAAGGAGUGACCGAGCAGCCGGCCGACCAAGCAAGCGGCCGCGGGCGGAGGAGGAGGCGGCGCCGGAGGCUGCAACGCGGCCAAGCGCCUCGGGGAGGCGAGAGUGCAAGAACCGGCGGGCAGGCAGCGGGCUCCCCCUGCCGCCCGGGCAGGCAAAAUUCAACAUGCUUCAAAUUCCUGUGCAAAAUCUUGACAAUAUAAGGAAGGCUCGGAAGAAAGUAAAGGGUAUUCUAAAGGAUAUUGGGCUUGACAGCUGCCAGGAGUUACUUCAGACUCUGAAAAGUUUUGACCCAGGAGAAAAAUAUUUCUGCAACACUUCGUGGAGUGAUGUGUCUCUUUGGGAUUCUGUGACCAGAAGAAGGAGAUACAGAACAAAUCCGUACUGCUGUAGCCUCUGCAAGUUCUCAUCAAAAUUUCUUUCUUCUUUCAAAAACCACUUGAACCGUUACCAUGAAGAUGAAGUUGACCAAGAAUUAGUUGUUCCUUGCCCAGAAUGUGCAUUUGCUUCUCAUUCCAAAGUAGUGGGAAAACACCUUCGUAUAUUUCACUCUAAGAAAAAAAUUCAAAACUAUAAUGUGAGUGGUGGCAUGAGACAAUUCCGGAGUGAUGCAGUAAACUUCAUAUGCCAGAAAUGUCAGUUUACAGACACAUUAUACUAUAAUACGAAGAAACAUGUGUUGGUAACCCACUUCCAAAGCCUAAUAAGCACAUACUUUGAGGAGAGGCCUGAUGAAAGUGAAGAGAAUUUUACUGAUCACUACUGUAAAAAGUGCAAUGCUUUUGCAAACAGUCGGGAUUCUUUAAUAUACCAUGUCCUGACAUCUGAAGUACACAAAGACCUGGAGAAUAUAUUGAGACCUGUAAUUUCAGUGCAGCCUAAAAAAGGACAAGCAAAGUCACUGCAUACCGUCAGUAUUGCGCCCAAGCCUUCCACGGCUGGAGCCACAUCAUCGCUGAUACCUACCACUGCUUCAGUGGGUUCACCUCCUACGUGUAUCCAACUUUCGCUUCCAUCAGUGAAUCAGAAUGUGAUGCCAACAAAAGCAGUCCCAAACACAGUUGGACCAAGUGCCUCCAGUAGCUUGACACAUCCACCAUCGUCAGCUUCAGUUGCCCAGUCAUGUAAUACACUACUGCCUAGCCAAGCAGGUCCAAAUAAUGUGACUCUUCGGCCUGCAGUUCCUCAUCCAGUCUUUGUUUCUCAUCGACUUCCUGUGAAGCAGCCAGUGAGACCUGACAUUCUCUGCCUAAACCAGCCUCCUGGGAGCAUAAGUCGAACUGUUCCUCCAGGAGUCCUUUCAUUCACUCGGCCUGUCCGGCCUACCCUGCUUCCUGUUAAUCAAUCUGUUAGGGCCGUUGGCAGUCCAGUUUUGCCGGGUGCUCUCCCUGUAACUCAGCCUGCUGGUUCUCUGAACAGACCCAUUGGGGCUAGCUCUGGUCCAGUAAACAGGCCUUCUUCACCUGGCGUCCUUGCUGUAAACCGACCUGUUGGUAGCUUGAACCAGCCCAGUGGUCCUGGGGUUCUUCCAGUCACCCAGACGAUCCCACCAGGGGUUCUUCAGUUUAAUCAUCCUGUUGCACCUGGAGUUCUUCCUGUAAACCAGUCAGUUGGACCUGGGAUUCUCCAGUUCAAUCAGCCUGUUGCACCAGGAGUACUUCCUGUAAACCCGUCUGUCAGACCUGGAGUUUCUCAGAAUGCUACUUUACUGACUGCGGGACCUAUCCUUCGACAGUUAAUUCCAACUGGCAGACAAGUUAAUGGGAUACCUACGUACACCCUUGCCCCAGUUUCAGUAGCUAUGCCUGUGCCAGCGGGUGGUGGGAUGACGACAGCUGCACCUCCUCAGAUGCCUGUUCAGCUGAUGCAGUCUAAUACAGUUACUCAGCAGUCUGAGGCUCCAGCUACUGUGCCUUCCUCUGCAGUAGUAACUUCUUCCACAAAUACCCUUGCGAAGACUUCUGUCUCUGCCUCUGCAAUGAGCCUAGCCCUUAAACAGGCCAAGCAGUGGAAGACUUGCCCUGUUUGCAGUGAGCUUUUCCCAUCAAACGUCUAUCAGGUGCACAUGCAAGUGGCUCACAAAUGCACUUCAGGGAAGACGGGCAAGCUUGAUACAGACAAAGUUGCAGCCUGUGCACCUUUUCUGAGAUGGCUAAAAGAUAAGACGGUCAGGUGUUUUUCUUGUAAAUGUUUUCUCUCUCAGGCAGAGCUUAUAAAACAUAUUUUCAUACAUGGAUUAGCUUGCCUGUUUUGCACCAGUACUUUCCACGACCUAAAAUGCCUUGUGGAUCAUACUAGAACUGUACAUAAGGGGAAGAAGAAACUACAUGCAGAUUAUGAUGACAAAGGUUUUCAACUUGAGAGUGAUUCGGAAGGUGACCUGGUGUUUCCUCACUUUGACUUCAGCAUAACUGUAAAAGAAGAACUAUGUGAAAAAGAAGUACACCUAGCAGUACUCGCUGGGGUAAAUUCAAGGACACUUAUUCCUCUGUACAUGAAACUGCAACAUGAGACUGCUGAUAUGAAUAAUGGCAAUAAGAAAGUAUCAACUUGCCCUUUUUGUUAUGGUGUUUUCACUAGCCUAGAAGCCUACGAGUUCCAUUUGAAGGACAGGCACCAUAUCAUGCCAACUGUGCACACCAUUUUAAAGACCCCAGCUUUCAAAUGUAUCCACUGCUGCGGCGUAUAUACUGGCAACAUGACUCUGACUGCUAUUGCUGUGCAUCUGCUUCGCUGCCGGAGUGCUCCCAAAGACAGCACCCCAGCUGUGAAGAUGGAGCUUGAACUCGAUGAGAAGAAAGAUCUGGCACUUGUGAAUGGUGAAAAUCAUGAUGAUCCUUCUCUCUCAACAAAGAGGAAACCAUCAGAUCACCUUUAUUCUGUUGCAGAGGACCAAAUGAAUGAUGACCAGCCGUUCCUGAUUAUAGACAGUGGCACAGCCCAAGUUCCAGCUAAGGAAAUGAAUUUUGUGCCUUCCAAGAGACAAAAGACUGAUCAUAAGUCUGAAACUAAGGGCCAGCCCUCCGUUGAGAAUCUUCACAUUUUAGCAUUAAAUCCAAAGCCAUUCCAACAGUGCUCAAAUGAAGUUCAAAAACUGUUUCUUACAGAUUAUUUUCACAAGAAGCCGUAUCCCACUAAAAAGGAGUUAGAGUUACUGUCAUCUAGUCUGUGUGCUUGGAAAGUUGACAUUGCAUCAUUCUUUGGGAGAAAGAGACACACCUGCCUAAGGGCAAUAAAAAAUCUUAAGCCAUCUGUGCUUUUGGGAUUCAAUAUGUCUGAACUUAAAAAUGUGAAGCACAGUUUGAGCUUAAAAAGUGAAUCGGAAGAUGUGUAAAAAAAAUUUUGUAAAAAAAAAAAAAACUCAUAUAAGGCAAUCAAGAUUGCAUAUUCAGGCAUCUGUCAUGGAUGCUUUAGUUCAGAUUCCUGCAUUGCAGGGGGUUGGACUUGAGGACCCUCAGCGUCCUUCCAACUCGAUUCUUUGAAUUGUCUCACUGAUUUAGUUUCUUGUGAUUAUUAAAAGAUUAGUACGCAGUGCCUCUUU
Messenger RNA from Lacerta agilis (Sand lizard), 3657 nucleotides. RefSeq names its product ADNP homeobox 2 (gene ADNP2). Gene Ontology annotation, biological process: regulation of gene expression. The transcript has 4 exons. Lineage: Eukaryota; Metazoa; Chordata; Lepidosauria; Squamata; Lacertidae. Bases 283 to 3450 code for a protein of 1055 amino acids. The record is from RefSeq and is a predicted model, not a curated record. Gene Ontology annotation, molecular function: DNA binding. Gene Ontology annotation, cellular component: nucleus.